AUGAAUGGGACAACAUCUGAGUUAAAAGGCGUAAAUUACCUUAUCUAUGCUAUUAUACAAUCGUUGGUGGCAGUACUAAGUGUUGUUACCAAUGGAUUGCUACUUGUUGUACUUUAUAAAAACCCGAACAAGUCAUUUCGAAAACCCUUUUCUGUUCUUAUUAUCGCUUUGGUGGCAACGGAUUUUCUCAAGGGUCUUCUGGCUGAUUCGAUAUCUGCUUGGAUCAAUUAUCAAUAUGCUUUUGGAAGAAGCACUUGGCUUGUAGAUGACUGGAACUUCUACACAGUCUUGGAUUAUGCUCUGGAUAACGCUGCUACUCUUCUGGUCAUUCUAUUUGCAGCAGAUCGUCUCGUCGCUCUGGUGUUUUCUCUUUAUUACCGAAGUUCUGUGACUGCAAGAAAGACCUCAGCAGCAGUAGCAAUUGUCUGGGUUUAUUCACUUGCAUUUAGCGGUGUUCAGUUUGCAGGAAUGGAGGACACCAAAUACGAUUUGCUAGAUGUUUUCCUUCACAUCGUCAUUCCCAUGAUAACAAUGUUCAUUAUUCACACCACUAUGUAUUGCUUUUUGAAGAAAAAAAGAAAAGUUGAAAACGCCGCCUACGCCAAUAGCAACCAAGAAACGCCAAGGUGGAUCCAAAAAAACUUGACGAUCGAAAGAAACUUUCGUUUCGUAGCAAUUUUCAUAACUCUUACUCUAACUAUUUCACAACUUCCAUAUUUAAGUCUUGUUUUGUUGAAAUGGAAAUGCCAAGAAUGUCUUGAGUCAGAAUGGCUUGAAGAAUACGAACUGUUCGCAGAAUUUACUCUUUGUAUAACGUCAGUUAUCAACCCUAUGUUGUACUGUUGGAGAGUAAAACAGUACAGGCGUUCACUCAAAGCACUAGUUACAUGUAAAAAUAAAGGCAACGACCAUGAUUCAAGUGUUCUUGACAGUGGUCCUGUGAUAAAUACUAUAAACAGGAUGGAACUGGUAACUAUCCACCAUGAAUGAUAUGUGUGCUUGAAAUCUUAAAGAUUUGUACGAAAUAAACAUGUAUGUGCUGUCCACGGCCAUGUUUUUUUGUGUUUCCUGACUGGCGUUCGAGGACACUUUACCGUUCAUUUCACCCCGAGGGGUUAGAUGACCCUUAGACCUUAAUAGUUUUUCUCUUAAUUUGAACGGAAGAUCAUCAUGACAAUCACCCAACAUGUUCAGAUGUAGUAAAAAAGACAACCAGAAGAAUAUAAGAAUUUUAAUAUACAUGCAUGAAUGAAAAUGGCACAAGUACAAUGUUUCUAUUUGAACGAAGAAGCGAAGUGAGGCGAAACUCCUGCUUUGAAUAUUUAGGGUGAUAAUGUAUAAUGUCUUCAAUUACAAACGGCCAAAUAAAAAUCAAACUAAAAAUAAAGUUAAGCAGUAGUUGACAUUGAACUAAAUGAUUGAAUACAUGCAGUGUUGGGAAAAUGUUUCAUCCCCUUAUACUGAACAUGAAGGGCAACUUUAAUUUAACUACUUCAAUUCGUUGGUUUUUUAAAUUUUCCAUAGACCGAUCUUAAAUAUAACAUCAAUUAUCUUGGUGAAAUCAUUUAAAAAACGAGCAUUCAAAAACCCAAUAACUUACUCUUGUUUAUUCAGACUCGUAGUUAUGGCAUGUAGUUGGCCAAAGAUAUGAAACAGAAAUUGCCCAGAAAAUGGUAGCAAGUUCGACAAAUUUUGGCAAGUUGAAAUAAGGGAAAGAAAAAGAAGUAAAAGGAAAAUGUUUCCAAUGAAAACCUGCUGUGUUUAUUAAUCAAAUCUGAGAUGCCGAUAAUAUAACUAGAUAUGGUAAAUGUAUUGUCUUUAGGUGUUUUUUGCAGAUAUACAUUUAUCAUGUCAACUUCAGUCAAGGUUAAAGCAGAGAUUGAAAUAUGUUCGCUUUUUUUAAUCUGUAUAUAAAAAAAAAAAC
Molecule: messenger RNA, 1924 nt
Organism: Actinia tenebrosa (Australian red waratah sea anemone)
Lineage: Eukaryota; Metazoa; Cnidaria; Anthozoa; Actiniaria; Actiniidae
Product: melanocortin receptor 5-like
Biological process (GO): G protein-coupled receptor signaling pathway
Cellular component (GO): plasma membrane
Molecular function (GO): G protein-coupled receptor activity
Source: RefSeq, a predicted model, not a curated record